AUGCCACUAGCAAUCAAUGAUGAGCCUCUUGGUCCAUAUAACGAGGAGCUUCUAAAUUUGUCUGCGCUUUCCUAUGACAGGAAAGCACUUAGCACAAUCACGCUGAAUCUCGAAAAAAAGUUGGCCAAAUCAAUCAGUAAUGCUGAGAGCCUAAAGCGGCUGUACACCGUAGCAGCCCCAACUUUGAACCGUCACCGCCGCUUGCCAGAUGUGCAGCGCUCGUCCACUGUUCAUGGGUUUUCUUCAGGGGAAUCUGGAGAUUACCGCAAAAACCUCGAGGUGUUGAAGUGCUUGACAGUAAUUGUAUACAUAUGCCAGAAUGGCUCACAUGCGUUUUUGCAAUGGGCCAAGCAAGUGUGUGACACCUUGAUCUAUCCAAUCGGCCGCCUUUCCUUCCACCCAAAGACCUCCAACGCCAUAUAUCUGAAAGCUGAGCUCAUCAUCAAAUUCUGCAAAGAUGACAUGGAACUUAAGUCCGCGCGCCAUUCUAUUGACCAGAUACGAUCGGAGCUAAAGCCGGGACUGGCCCAUAGAUGGGUGAGCUGA
Messenger RNA from Metschnikowia bicuspidata var. bicuspidata NRRL YB-4993, 546 nucleotides. RefSeq lists its product as uncharacterized. The transcript has a single exon. Bases 1 to 546 code for a protein of 181 amino acids. The record is from RefSeq and is a predicted model, not a curated record. Lineage: Eukaryota; Fungi; Ascomycota; Pichiomycetes; Serinales; Metschnikowiaceae.